Messenger RNA from Centropristis striata (black sea bass), 9164 nucleotides. RefSeq names its product calcium/calmodulin-dependent protein kinase 1Da (gene camk1da). The transcript has 11 exons. Gene Ontology annotation, molecular function: calcium/calmodulin-dependent protein kinase activity; ATP binding; calmodulin binding. Gene Ontology annotation, cellular component: intracellular anatomical structure; cytoplasm. The record is from RefSeq and is a predicted model, not a curated record. Bases 204 to 1532 code for a protein of 442 amino acids. NCBI's taxonomy places the organism in Eukaryota, Metazoa, Chordata, Actinopteri, Perciformes, Serranidae. Gene Ontology annotation, biological process: peptidyl-serine phosphorylation.
GCAGGGACACGGUAACCUGCAGGAGGACUCACAUGGUCCUGCAGCAGAGGAACACAGACCACCGGGACUCUCCAAACCUCUUACAUCCAGCUCGUCUUCACUCCUCUUUUCAGACACUCUUCCGGUUUUAUUUUCUUUCUCUCCCUCUCAUCCCUCCUCCCGCAGCCCAGUGUCGGUCGGACUUGCGCCGGUAAAGCAGCGCCAUGGCUCGGGAGAACGGAGACACCGGCAGAGGAGAGACGUGGAAAAAACAAGUCGACGACAUCAAGAAGAUUUUUGAUUUUAAAGAGGUCCUCGGCACAGGAGCGUUUUCCGAGGUGGUCCUGGCCCAGGAGAAGCUGACGGGGCGGAUGUUUGCGGUGAAGUGCAUCCCUAAGAAGGCUCUGAAGGGGAAGGAGAGCAGCAUCGAGAACGAGAUCGCCGUGCUGAGGAAGAUCAAGCAUGAGAACAUCGUGGCGCUAGAGGACAUCUACGAGAGCCCAGACCACCUCUACCUGAUCAUGCAGCUAGUGUCUGGCGGCGAGCUGUUCGACCGAAUCGUGGAAAAAGGUUUCUACACGGAGAAGGAUGCGAGCACGCUGAUCCGCCAAGUCCUGGAUGCUGUGAACUACCUGCACAAGAUGGGCAUCGUGCACCGAGACUUGAAGCCAGAGAAUCUGCUGUAUUUUAAUCCCCAAGACGAGUCAAAGAUCAUGAUCAGCGACUUCGGUCUCUCCAAGAUGGAGGGCAGUGGUGAUGUCAUGUCCACUGCCUGCGGCACGCCGGGAUAUGUGGCUCCAGAGGUUCUGGCCCAGAAGCCGUACAGUAAGGCCGUGGACUGCUGGUCCAUUGGAGUGAUCGCCUACAUCCUGCUGUGUGGUUACCCUCCGUUCUACGAUGAAAACGACUCCAAGCUGUUUGAACAGAUCCUGAAAGCAGACUACGAGUUUGACGCCCCGUACUGGGACGACAUAUCGGACUCAGCCAAGGAUUUCAUCGGCAGUCUCAUGGAAAAGGAUCCAGCCAAGCGUUUCACCUGUGAUCAGGCACUCAGACACCCCUGGAUCGCUGGGGAUACUGCACUCUGCAAGAACAUCCAUGAGUCAGUCAGCCGACAGAUCAAAAAGAACUUUGCCAAGAGCAAAUGGAGGCAAGCGUUUAAUGCCACCGCUGUGGUUCGGCACAUGAGGCGGCUGCAGCUUGGCAGCAGCAUGGGGAGCAGCAUGGACGCCUCCAACCCACCGACGAGGCAGAGCCAGACGCAGAGGCCGGCCCAGAGCCAGGCCAGCCAGAGCCAGGGCCAGGCGGGCCAGAACCAGCCAGCUCAGAGCCAAAACAGCGGCCAGGCGGCGCAGAGCCAGAGCGCCAACACAGCCGCCAGCAAAACCUCUUCCAUAGACAACAACAUAGCAGCUCCCCGCAAGGAAUGUGUCACUGCACCCGUCACACCCUGCAGCCUGGCGUCUGCAGCCUCUUCUCCCGCCGCAGGGGCAGAGCUGAACCGGCCACAUCCCUCAGUGGUCCCCGCCCCGGUGCUCACGGAGACCAAGUGACGCCAGGUCCCGCGGGGAACCAGCUGGGAGGCCACAGCGCUGUGAGGACGCAGAGACGGAAAGAGGACGACAGGAGAGGAAGAGGAUCCCCCCUCUUCUUCGUUCCUCCCUCUCCUCACUGCAUUUCCACUUGGAUGCGCCCCCCCAGCAAGUUCCCCGCCCUGCUCCCGGGAGAGCAGAGGACUUAACCUCCACCCCACCGAUUCAAGCCACACAGCACCAUACUGUACACCCACCACCAGGACGCAGUGUAGGAUUCCUCCUGCCACAGCAACAGCUCAGCCACGGACUCUCACUGAGGAUGUUGGUACGGCUGGCUGUGAUUGGCUGCUGUGUAAUGAUAAAUGGGUGUCGACUGCUGCGAGCUUGAGCAGUAAUUGGUGGUUCAUGGUGGGGCCGGUGGUGUCAUAUUAUUCAAUGUCAGUCAACAUCAACUUCCCUCUUGAAUCUGGUCUUUCCUGCGCCGCUUUAUUUAGCUUUUUUUCCAAAUUAGGUUCGACUGUUGACAACUGGAUUGUUUUGUUUUUGAUUAUUACUGUUAAUAUUAAAGGUGGUAUGUGUAAGUUUUAAAGCAACAUCGUUGUCAAAUUGAAUGUGCUACAUUGGUAUAAUUACUGUAAAUAAACAAGACACCUCCAGCAGAUUUCCCCCCCUUAGUUUACAUUAAUUUUACUAAUGUAGCAAACUGAUGUGACAAUGAUUUAUUCAUGUUAAAACACUACAUAUAGCACCUUUAAGACAUUUUAUAUGUCCUUACGGGCUUGUUUGUCUUUGUUUGUGCUUUAAGAAGUGCUUUAAAAGUACCAUACGACUGUUGAGAUGUGGAAACAUGAGUAAGCGCUUUAUGUAUUUUGCACAGAGGGCCAGAUAUGUUCUCAGACACAGAUUAGCCGCCAUCCACUUAUGUUUAUCAGAGUAGAGAUUGUAAACCUUUAUAAAUAGAAAAAAAAUGUCAGAGCAUUGUACAACUUGUUUAUUGUCUGAACGAUUCUGAUCUGUUUAUUAUUUUCUUACUUUAUAAGACUUUUGUAACAAUCACCCUUUAAGGGACACACAUACAGGUUACUAUGAAACAUGCAGCAGGUUUAGAAUAGGAUAGGAUGGAGAUAUUUACUGGAAACUGCCUCCAGUUGAGAAUGUUAGCGACUAAAUCAUAGUUUGCCAUUUGAUUUCCCAAACUAACAAGCAGCGCAGUGCAGUUCAAAGGUGGUUAGAGAAUACAAGAAAUGUUACAAACCAUCUGUGAGAUAUUUAACUGCUUCCCAUGUUGGUCCUCGAGAGUAUUUGGAACCUGUCGCCUGCUUCUCUUCCUUCCCCUUCUAAAGAAGCCAUGAUUUGAUAUUUUUGCAUCAUCAACCUGCACCCAGUUCAGAAGUGCUCAGGGAAAACUGCAGCUGCACUGUGAGCUGGUGAAUACCCAUUUCUUGCUUUAGGUUGUUCCGUCAGUGUUUUUGGUCCAGAUAUUGUGGCAUCACACUCAACGAUCCAACGCUUAAGAUGUUAGCUGUGUCCUUUUUACAGUGUUGUAGUGACUCGUGACUUGAAUACAGAAGACUCAGACUUGUGCUAAGAGUAUUCAACCAAGGACUCCAAGGUGUUUGGGCUCGCAGAAUGCAGAACUUGUUCUGCUUUUUUUGGCUAUUCAGUUUUGUACAUGCAAUCCCCAACCCUGAAAACAAUUUGACUGGUAGGACAACUGGCUGUUAAGACUUAAAUGCAUUACUUGAAACUAGGGCUGGGCGAUAUGGACCCAAAGUUAUAUCCUGAUAUAUUUAGGCUGAAUAUCGAUAUACGAUAGAUAUCCUGAUAUUUUAAUCGCAAUGUGAGAGCAAAUGUUAGUCAAAGUCAAAUAUGACAUGUCACAAGUAGUUUUAUUGAAACCGUUUAUUUAAGUGAACACAAAUACUGUAUAACAACAGGAGUACUGUCAAUCAAAGCUCAUAAAGUGCACAUUUAAAUAAAAAAUAUCUUAAAUUAAAAUAGCCAAUGAAAUAAAAUAGGCCAAUCUUUUUCUGAAAUAAAUAUAUUCAUACGAGAAAAGAAUAACAAAGAUUACAAAAGAGCUAAAUAUGGCAAACCCUAGUAAGGGCAGCAUUUAUAUAUAAAGCAGCUUGCCUGGAUCAAUGAUCACAGUGCAAAUUUGAACUAUAUCAAUAUAUAGUAAUAUUUUUUUUUUUCCGAUAUAUCGCCCAGCCCUACAUGAAACCUGACAAGACGGAUUUGCAUGAAUCUUGUGUGAUCUUUUGAUAUCACAAGAUUUCCGCUACAACUCUUCAAGUAGCUGUUCCCUGCCCUUAUUACCCAACAGCAGACAGUUAUUGUGACCAAAAUCAGAAACCCUAUUAGCGUGACAACAGCUAAUUUUUUGGUCAAUUUCAAGGCCUUUUAAGGUUUUUCCUUAUAAACAGAUCGAGCUAGAAGAGCACUUGUUUACGAAAGUGAAAAAGAAUUCAUGCAUCCUCCCCGUGAUUUGGAUCUGCUCCUUAAAAUUUUCCUCCUUGGCUCAUGUUGCACCUUUCCACCAAGUUUCAUGAAAAUCAGGCCAGUAGUUUGUAAUCCUUCUGACAAACAGACAAACGCUGCCAAAAGCAUGACCUCCUUAGCGGAGGUAAUGACUGAACCACAGCUUGGAGUUCCUUUUUAAAUUAAUUGAGUUAUAUAUGACAGACUGACUUAAUUCUAAUGUGUUCUUGAUGGAACCUUCUCCUGACUCUGUGUCACUGGUUGUAUCUGCCUUUCAGACAUCACUCAGAACAGAACUGUUAAAUGUUGGGUGCUCACUCACACAUAUCAGACUGUCAUGUCUUUAUUAGAUGCAAUUCUACUGAUCCCUUUAUUGUGAAUUUUAGCCAAAGACUAGUGCUAGGUAUGAAGACAAUUAGGUCCAUUCUUCUUGAUGAGUUAGUUAGAACAGAACUAGUCAGAUAUGAAGCUGUUUUGAGACAUAAGUGGACUAAAACUAAGGGCUGAACUAAUCUGGAGAGAAAUUUAUCCACAGCUGAUCCCUUCCUAAUCGGUAACCACUUAGCUUUUUUAUGACUACACAGAGCUAGCUGUGGAAAUGUAUUCAUAUGGCAUGUCAGGAGGGUGGGAGACCACAGCUGGAUGAAAGUCAAAUUACAGUAAAUUUGACAGUAAAUCAACACUCACCCAAGUUCUCUGGAAUUCCCUUUAGGCUCACUGUGUCAUUGGGUGUAUUAAGUUCCACCUAUGUGGCACUGCAGUUGACUAAAACAACUAUAACAAGACAUUUAUGAAUGCCAUCCAGUGUAAAUAUGUCUCACUAUGUUCUCCUUCUUUAUUAAGCUCUACAAGGACAAUUCCAGUGAGUUUGGAUGCUCUGCUUCUUUCCACCGUUCACUAACCAACAAUGUGUUAGGCCCUCUCAAUACUUUAUAACCUGAAUCUGUAGCUCUCAGCCCCAAUCCCACACGCUCCUGCUAAUGACAUAAAUCUUUAAAAUGAGCAACAAUUAUAGAUGACAUGAAACAAAACCUAAUGUAACAAAAACAACUAUGAGCUAUUGGUUGAAAGUUUUACUUGAAAACUUAAAUGUUUGCUCUAUUACCAAGCAAAAAUACAGUGCCCACUCACUGUCCCUGAAUGAGCACAUCAGUAUGAAACGGAGACUGUAUAAAAGAAAUGGAUGAAGCCACCAUGACAACACCAAUUGGUUUAUGGACUACAGUUUUCAAGCCUAAAGUCUUGGGUGACAUCAUCUCGUUUUUUUGGAGCCAGAAGUGACCAUUUGGUUAGUCACAUGUGUCCAUAUUUCCUAAAUAACAGGAAGAACAGGCUUUAAACAAACAAAAAAACAGCUGUCUCCAUCAUAUUUAGGCUGCCACACCUAAAGCAAACCCUGCUUUGUUGUAUAUUUUACUUUAAGUGGAACCAUGAUUUACACAGUGAACAUCAUGCUGUAUCGAAGACUUGAAAUUAGCAAGCAAGACCAUAAACUCAAGGAAAUCAAAUGAGAAGUAGGGUCAUUUUCUCAUAGACUUUUAUACAAUCAGACUUCCUUUUGCAACCUGUGAAGUCGCCCCCUGCUGGUCAUGAGAAAUAAUGCAUGUCUAAGACACUUUUGCACUGGCUUUGAUACCAGUUGGCUCCAUCCACCUCUUUUAUCCAGUCUAUGGUAUGAGACGUGUAAAUCUACACCUUUGUAUUAGUCGUCUGGUUGUAAGUUGUUUAAACUCUGGGGUUGUGAGAAUGUAAAAGCAAGACAAACAUUCAUCCACGUUAAGGGGCAGAAACCUUCAAUCACACAGGAAUUGUCAACCCCAUUCCUGUCUACAGUAUGAGCUCCAAACAUGCACCGGAUUUACUACAUAUUUGAUCAAGAAUUUAGGCAUAAAUUGUGCAAACUAGCAGAUGUGGUAACAGCACUAACAUGGUUGAUGCUUUUAGACUAAUUUUUGCAGCUACUUUAUGCAUGUUGUCCUUGCAACUAAUCCAGUCAUAGUAUAGUUUUAGUUCAAUCAAGUUGGUAGGGUUAGUUGUGUUAGAAAGGGGCAGUUAUCCUUAUUUUUUUCAUUUUAAUGUGAAGUCAAAGAGAAAGCUACCCUUUUUUAGUGUUUCUUACUGAUUUUAAAACGUACAGUGUCUACUGCUCGACUACACAGUUCAGAAAUAUAUUAAUUAUGAGGUUUUUACAAUGGGGUCUUGUGUUGCAUUAUUCUCUACUAUCCAAACCACUGAAUUACCAAUGUGUUACUGAGGGGAACUUUCAACCAUGUAAGGGCUUUUUUCCAAUGAUCACCUUAUUCUGAUUAUUCACUGUAACCAUGAUUGAUUGCUAUGCAUUUUUUAAACAUUUUAAAGGUUGUUAAUGCUUUUCUUGGAGGUUGGAUCAGGAAACAUCAACACCUAUAGUUAAAAAGAUAAGUCGUAGUUUUGUGGAAAAAACACUGAAUCCCUGCCAGAUCUUAGACAAUUUCAAACAGUUAACUAUUAGCCAUCAUUAUUGUUAAAUGACCAGGUUUUAAUUAAUCGUCAGCCAACACUGUAAGAAUACGUUUCAUUAAAUGUGAUGUCGUCCACUUCAGUGUGGACGUUUGGGUUUACGAAUGUAUUGUGAGGCAGGCAGAGGGUUCAGGUUCAUGCUGCUCUGUAGUUUUAUGUCUGCUAUUGAAAAAAAAAAAAAAGUUUUCUGAAUGAAUCUUUCCAUGUUAAAGAUGUUUCUGUAAAUAGAUUAUGAAUAUGAAUGAUCAUUUUCAAGAUAAUAUUUACAAAUGUUUUGCUGUUCAGGCAUGUGAGAGUGAAUGUGUGAGCGAGUGAGUGUGUCGAGGGAAGUUGAUUGUAUUCUCUAUGGAAUGUUUAAUGUAAAAAAAAAAAAAGAAGAAAAAGCUAAAACCCCCUUUACUCCCCACUGCUGUCAUAUAUACUGUUGAGCACCGUGUGACUGCCACCUGCAGAGCUACACGGUGCAGUUUAUUGCCAUCAGUGUUCCACCAUCACAUCAGUGUCAGUCCAACUAAAAAGAGAAAGCAUCGUUUACUGAACUCAGGCUUACGUUUUUGCCAUUCUAAAGGAAGAAAUCCAAAGCUGUGACCGACUCAGAAACACACUGUUAAGGACGAGGGGCGGCUACGGCCUCGUCCACCCUUCCCCCUUUGAGCUCACGCUCCCCUUUUUUUAACGAAGACGCCGUCACAAAAGAUGAAAAUACAAGCAUGUUGAAAAAAGUGCUUCAAGAAUUCAACUCCACCAUGAGUGUUUGCAUAAUCUUAUAUGCCCUUGUAUGAUGUUAGUAUCUCUGUAUUAUGUAAAGACGUACACAGGUUGAGAUUUCUGAGUCCACAAAAAGUUGUAGAGUUUCGCUUCCACAAACAGUUUCAACAAGCAGAAAUGAUCUCAUCAAUUCGUGAAACCUAGCUAACUAACAUUUAUCAAGAUCUUGUUCCAGUGUUAGUUGCUGUAAUGCUGCUCAUGAGAAUGACUUCCACCUGAUUUCCUGCAUACGUGAAUGACAUGCUCUGAAAGUAAUUUAUUAAUAAUAAUCGUUCCAAAGUCUGCAUUAGUAACUGUUGCACAAGGAAACUUGGCGACACCGGUUCCGUUUAGCUUCAAUAAGCUAGCAAGGACUAUGGUACUUUUCCCGUUGGAAUGCUAGACAUGUAUAUCAAAAUAAAUAACAAAAGUUACUUCGUGGUAACCAUAGCCUCACUGAGAUAAUAUAAACAAAGGAACGUUAGCCUUGAUCUUUUCUGGCUAACCAUAGUUCAUGUCUUUUACGUUGCCACAAAAAAUAAGAAGGAAGCUAGGUGAUCAUAGGUUAAAGAUAAUCUGACAUUCUGCUCAGGGUACACGUGUACCAAAGUUGAACUCAACGGGAUGCUUCAAUUGCCUAGAAUGGAAGUGAACCAGAGGCAAAUAGAUGCUAAUUGCACGCAUGUGUGACCCUGCCUUGAUGUAACUAUAAGUUAGCUAGCUAGUUAGCUAGCAUAUAGCUAACAUUAGCCACCGUAAGAUGUGACUUUAUACUAUGUAAUGUGUUCUUGACAAUUGACACACAGUUAGGAUAUGGAGUUUCAAGUUCCCCUUUAAGUCCUCUAUAAAUGUCUUUUUCAACAUAUAGACCAAUUUAGAGUCGAUGUAGCGGCUACGUCACUGGCACUUGCACAAAUAAAUUUAACAAUCAUUGUUGGUAAACAAUAAGUUGGUCUACAAGAGCUGAGCAUUAAAGAAUAAGAGGAAAGGGGAAAGUUAACCUAGGUUCAGCCUGUACCAAGGCUUGCUCAACUGUUAUUGGACCACAACUGUUAAUGUACCAAAUUCUAAGCCCCGCCCCAUCUGGUACAUUUUUAUUGCACCAAGUGGAAAGAAAUGUUGGUUUUUCAGCCAUUCAUGACCUUAAAAUGUUUUACAUUAGCUUACCUAGUUAGCAAUGGCCCUUAAAGGCUAGUUGGAAGUGCAAGUAGCUAUUGACCUUGUCCUUUACUAAGGCUACGCAGUUAACGGUGGAUGUCAAACCUAAUUUUACACAGAAUAUAUUUGCUAUGUUGGCUAAAUUCUACAUCUGAUCUAUGAACAUCUUUGAACUAGAAUGAGUUUACUGAUACGUUUUUCAGUAUAAACUGUUGCCAACUACUUUAGGAGCCUCAAUAUUGGCUCUGUCUCUCAUGGACUGGCUGGGUUUGCUAGUAUUAGUAAAUCUAGUGCAAAGCUGCCACGCUAGCAGCUUCAGUCUAGUUAUUGUUCACAGUGUUUUCCCUAAAGAUCUAACUCGACUAUUGAGAGCGGCUCUGCCUCUGAGAACUGUUUGUAGGACUAAAACUUCAUACAAGCUGCUUUUUGUGACCCGGUGUCUCCCUGUGGGUGUCCUCGUCCAGAGCCUGCUGAGUUAGCUGGCUGUAUUGUAUUUAAUCUCUGCAUGUGACCACCAAACUCCAUCCUGUGCACCGUCGUCUCACUGACGACACCCUCAUUUCUCAGAGCGGGCGCCGCCUGCCGCACUUAUUGUGCUGUGGUGGUGAUGAUGAUGAUGACUUUCUGUUAAUGGGGCUUGUAUAUCAGAUGCCUUCGACAAUCAUGUGCACAUAUCAGAGUUACCAUGACGACACAGGCCAGAGCGACUGAUUGUGUUUCGUUUGUCUUUCUCCUCGAAUAAAUCCUGAAUGAUCGUAACAUGAA